Messenger RNA from Syzygium oleosum, 1381 nucleotides. RefSeq lists its product as uncharacterized. Gene Ontology annotation, cellular component: EMC complex. Gene Ontology annotation, molecular function: protein binding. The record is from RefSeq and is a predicted model, not a curated record. Bases 158 to 1060 code for a protein of 300 amino acids. The transcript has 9 exons. NCBI's taxonomy places the organism in Eukaryota, Viridiplantae, Streptophyta, Magnoliopsida, Myrtales, Myrtaceae. Gene Ontology annotation, biological process: protein folding in endoplasmic reticulum.
CUCUACAGAUCCAAAAGGCCGUCUAGAGAGAGAAAGCCCACCACGCUCAAGGCAUACCCUCUUGAUAAAGCUCCGACCUUGGUGGAAGAGAGAGAGAGAGAGAGAGAUCUGAUCGCGACGAAGAGGCGGCGGCUGCUUUCGAAUUCGGCCCUCGAAGAUGGUGACGAAAUCGGAGGAGGACCAGCUGAACAGGCUGGAGGCCCAGGUGGACAACAGGGGCGGCGGCGCGUGGGAGUACCUCUGCCUCGUCCGCAAGCUCAAGGUGCGGCGCCCGGACAAGGUCUUGAAGCACGGGCUGGCGAUCCUGAACGAUUUCAAGAAGCGAUCGGCUCUUGGGACCGAAGAAUGGACUCUGUGCGAGCAAGUAGCAAUUGCAGCGAUGGACUGCCAAUCCCUAGAUGUUGCAAAGGACUGUAUCAAGGUUUUGCGUAAAAGGUUUCCAGACAGUAAAAGAGUGGGGAGGCUCGAGGGUAUGUUGCUUGAAGCGAAGGGGCUGUGGGCAGAGGCUGAAAAGGCUUACUCAAAUUUUCUAGAGGAUAACCCUUUUGAUCAAGUAAUACACAAACGGAGGGUUGCUGUGGCAAAGGCCCAAGGCAAUGUCUCUACCGCCAUAGAUUGUCUCAACAAAUAUCUUGAUACAUUCAUGGCAGAUCAUGAUGCUUGGAGAGAACUUGCGGAGAUAUACGUCUCCUUGCAGAUGUAUAAGCAGGCAGCAUUCUGCUAUGAGGAGCUAAUCUUAUCUCAACCAACAAAUCCGUUAUAUCACCUAGCCUAUGCUGAUGUGCUCUACACAAUUGGUGGACUAGAGAACCUUCAGGCGGCUAAGAAAUACUAUGCGUCCACUAUAAAUUUAACCGGGGGCAAGAAUCGAAGAGCACUUUUUGGUGUCUGCCUGUGCACAUCUGCCAUCGGACAGCUUUCUAAAGGACGGAAUAAGGAAGAUAAAGAGAGUCCUGAGCUACAGUCACUGGCGGUGGCAGCUUUGGAGAAAGACUACAAGCAGAGUGCUCCCGACAAGCUCCCGUUGCUAACGUCUGCCUUAAAAAGCUUGAGAGUAUAACUUCCAACAUCAAUGGAAGCUCUUCCAUCAACGCCUGUGAUCAGGAACCACAAUGGGCCAUGGGGGAUUCGCACGGAGAUUGGCUUGCAGGUUUAACUUAUUUUACGGCUCAUACCGUGGACGGAAUUUUGAUUGUUUUCAUUGAAAGAUAUUUAGUACGACGAUAUAUUCUUAGUAUUUAAGGUGCACCUGUCAUUGUAUUGACAUUUAGGAUGCCUCAGUGGGUUGCAGUAAUUUCUUUUCCCUCAUUCCUUUGAACGUAGCUGUGUUCACAUCUAUUGUUGCUAAGUUUCCGAAAGUAUUUCAUCCUGCGUUUGAUAA